Silurus meridionalis is the source of this 2534-nucleotide messenger RNA. It is a transcript of the gene pamr1a, whose product is annotated as peptidase domain containing associated with muscle regeneration 1a. The record is from RefSeq and is a predicted model, not a curated record. Gene Ontology annotation, molecular function: serine-type endopeptidase activity. The transcript is spliced from 12 exons. Bases 94 to 2481 code for a protein of 795 amino acids. Gene Ontology annotation, biological process: proteolysis. Lineage: Eukaryota; Metazoa; Chordata; Actinopteri; Siluriformes; Siluridae.
GCUGAGUCCACACUUGGAUGAGAGGGUCUGAGUGAAUGAGAAACUUUGUGGCAGAUCAAUCAAUCUUGAGAAGAAGCGUCCUUGGAAAAAAGAAUGCGACGAUUCCGGAUGCUUUCUUUGCACAGGCAGCAAUCAUGUGUGCUACCUCUUUUCUUUUACAUCCUUCAGGUCUGCUGUUCAGUGAUCUCCUGGCCAAAUGAGUCUAGAGUUCAGGAGGAUAAAUGUCCUGGCUCUCGUUGGAACGCCAUGUGUCGCUCCUGCUGUGAGUACAAGCUGAUACGUUGUGAGUGUUCAUCUCAGAGGACAAGGGUGGGCUACGCUGUGCCCUGCUGCCGGAACGACAUCCACCAGUGUGACCCCUGCAUCAUCCACCAAGGCUGCAGCGUGUUUGAUAACUGUAAACGAUGCAAUAAUGGCACAUGGCAGGCACAGGAUGAUUUUUACAUCAGUGGAAGUUACUGCACUGAGUGUCGUAAGGGGUGGUCUGGAGGAGACUGUCUCACAUGUGGAGAAGUUAUACGGAAGCCUCAAGGUCAUGUGACCCUCGAGAGUUAUCCAAUCAAUGCAAAAUGUGACUGGACACUUCAUGUCAGGAAAGGGUUGACCAUGGAAUUCAGGUUUACAAUGCUAAAUCUGGAGUUUGAUUAUAGGUGUCGCUACGAUUUUGUGGAGCUCAGAGAUGGCAACGACGUCCACUCGCCUCUCAUUGGUCGCUACUGUGGAGACAAAAUCCCACCACCAAUCAGGAGCUCUGGAGACUCUCUGUACAUCCUUUUUGUGUCAGACGGCUAUAAUAAUUACGAUGGUUUCUCUGCAACAUUUCAGGAACUCUCAGUGUGCAGCCCCAAUCCAUGUAGGAAUGGCGGCGUUUGUUCACUGGAUACUGUUGAGGCUUUCCAAUGUGCUUGCAAAGCAGGUUUCACAGGCCUACAGUGUGAGAAGAAAUCUGGCUGUGUAACGCCUCCCAAACCUGCUCAUGGGGACCAUUUCCUGCUGUAUGAAAAUGGAGAUGUUGCUACUGGAGUUCAGUACCGGUGCUAUAAACCAUACAAGCUCAGAGGAGUCUCAAAGAGAAUGUGUCUGUCUAAUGGAACCUGGAGUGGGGCAGCACCAACAUGCAUCAGAGAGGUCGACACCAUUAGGAAACAAUGUCCCCCGAUAUCACAGCUACAUCACGGAUACUCAGUAAAAUUUAUCAGCUCAGAUGGUGCUAUUGAGAGCGUAGAAUUCUCCUGCAAUAACUCAUAUACACUCAGUGGAAACUCCAAAAGAACAUGCCGGCUCGAUGGCACCUGGAGUGGCAAACAGCCACAGUGUAUCAAAGCUUGUCGGGAACCAAAGAUUUCCAAGCUGGUGCGUCAGAAGGUCUUGAAGCCACAAAUUUAUUUACGAAAGACUCCACUACACAGGUUUUACUCCUCCUUCCCGCCUUAUCAAAGAGAAAUCAGUACUGAGACACUGGCGCAGGGUGAUUUACCCACCGGUUUUCACCCCCUUUACACAAGCAUUGAGUAUGAGUGCAUCUCUCCUCUGUACCAGUAUUCUGGAAGUUCAAGUCGAACAUGUCUAAAAACUGGAAAGUGGAGCGGACGCCAUGUCACCUGCAUACCAGUCUGUGGUAAACUCUUAGCCAAACCUCAAAACCUGGCACAAACUCACUGGCCAUGGCAUGCAGCCAUUUACCACCGUCUUCCCGACCACACCAGUCCCAUUACAGGGAGGACCAGCAGACGAGGGGACAUGUAUUCCGAGUACGACUAUGACGACUGGCAGGAGAAAAGCAAGGAGGAGAUGUGGCAUCUGGUGUGCAGUGGUGCUCUGGUGAGCCCGCAUGCUGUUCUAGUGCCAGCACACUGUGUCACCGAGCCUGGACUGUCCCUACAUAACAACAUGGCUGAUCUAAAAGUAGUGCUGGGGGAGAAGAAGAGGCUUCAGCACAUGAAGGUCUCAGAGAUCCUGGUUCAUCCCAGCUAUGAUCCUACUGGGUUUCACUCAGACCUAGCUAUACUGAAGAUGGCGGAGAAGGCCAGGAUCAGCGAGUUGGUUUCCCCUGUGUGCUUGCCUCGUCUGCAGGAAGGGGAGCUACCUGUGAACCAGGCCUACAUCACUGGCUGGUCUGUAGCAGAAAAGCAAGAAACGGGCUCUCAGGUGGCUCAGACUGGAACUAUUGAACUGACUGAUGUGUUACAGUGUGAAAGACAGUAUGCUAAACAAGGCCUUCCCAAUAGCAUUACUGACAACAUGCUGUGUGGGAGGCAACAUCCUAUUAGUACAGUGUGUCCUUCAAGAUCAGGGGGAAUCAUACUUGUACCUACUGUCUCACAGAACAGGAGGGGAGAAGAAAGUGUUUUUGAGUCUAUCUGGGAGCUGAUGGGCCUGGCGAGCUUUGGCUACAAUCUCCAAAAUUGUGAUCCACACCUGUACACUGUGUACACACGAGUGGGCAAGUUUAAAAAUUGGAUUGAGAAUAACAUAAAGUAAUAUUUUAUUCACAUAUACUGAUAUGAGCGAUCAUACACUAUAUUGCCAAAAGU